GUACUGCUCGGCCCUUCACCCGCUCUCGUUUACUCGACUAUAUAAGCUCCAAUAUGGAAGAUGAAAAGUAUCAGUUGUUCCACAAAUCAACCGAAUUCAACAUGAAGCUGUUUGUUAUCGCCGCUGUCUUGGCCGUCGCUGCCGCUGCUCCUUCCAGCUACAAGCCGGAAUACAAAGCCCCAGCCUACGCUGCCCCAAGCUACUCUGCUCCCAGCUACUCUGCCCCAGCUUACGCUGCUCCAGCCUACGCCGCCCCAGCCUACAAGGAUAACAAAUACGCCGACAUCACCAUCACCAGCCAAUCUGAUGAGCGCAACCUCGAUGGCAGCAGCCAAUGGAGCUACGCCCAGUCCGACUACACCACUCGUGAGGAAUCCCAGGUCCAGAAGAAGAUGCAAGGAGUCAAAUACGAUUCUUACGGCAAAGCCACCUACGAGGACGUUAUGGGCAACACCAACAAGGGAUCUUCCUACUGGAUCUCCCCCGAAGGCGAGAAAUUCACUUUGACCUGGGCCGCCGAUGAGGAGGGAUUCAAACCCCAGGGCGCCCAUUUGCCCGUUGCCCCCGUCCACGUCUACGAGCUCCCCGUUGCUCCCGUCCAUGAAUACGAACUCCCAGUUGCCCCCGUCCACGAAUACGAACUCCCCGUUGCCCCCGCUCUGCCCUACAAGCGCACCGGAGCCGGUUAUUCCAGCAGCAGCUAUUAAUAAGUUAAAUUAAAUUAUUUGAAGACCAUUGGACGCCUGAAUGAUGCCAUCGAUCAUAUUUGAUGUUUUCUUUGCGAUAACGUUGAAUAUGAUGGUGUAAAUAAAUCCAAAUUAUCUAAGAUCAA
Daphnia pulicaria is the source of this 832-nucleotide messenger RNA. Its product is annotated as larval cuticle protein 2-like. Gene Ontology annotation, cellular component: chitin-based extracellular matrix. Lineage: Eukaryota; Metazoa; Arthropoda; Branchiopoda; Diplostraca; Daphniidae. Gene Ontology annotation, molecular function: structural constituent of chitin-based larval cuticle. The record is from RefSeq and is a predicted model, not a curated record. The coding region runs from base 54 to 707 and encodes 217 amino acids. The transcript is spliced from 3 exons.